AAUAUUCCCUAACUAACUUCUCAAAGCCGUUCACUCGCGCGCGCUCAUAUAAACAUCUCACUGGCUUCAUUUCCCGCUUGCACUUACUCCCAACUCCAAUCUUUGCUUCUUGAAUACUCUGUCCGCUAUGGAAAAUUCCUUCUCCCUGCGAUUCGCUCUUCUAUGCGCCGCGUCUUUCCUUGCCAUACUCUACGGCACCAAGGUCACGGCCACAACCGCCACCCCUGCCUCCACCGCCACCAACCAAGGUUUCGAAGCUCCCUUCCCGCCAUCCAAUCCUCCACCAACUCCGCACAAUAUCCAAGAACACUCGUUCUUUUCUCACACCGCGCUCCUCCCUCCGAUCUUAUCUCACCUCGGCUUCCACGAGCUGGCAACGGCAGCACCCUCACUGUCCGACGCAGCAACCACCGCUUCCUCAGCCUGGAACGGUCCUUCCACAAUCUUCGCUCCCUCCGAUGCUUCUCUCCGCACCUGCGUUUCUUGCUCCGUCCCGAACCUCCUCCGCGAGCACAUCGUUCCCGGCCUCUUCACCAUCGAUUAUCUCCGGAAACUUGCUUUCGGCACCAAGAUUGAGACCUUGAGUGCAGGACGUUGCAUCACUGUUACCUCCGAGACGCAUCACGCGAAGGUUUUUCUCGGCGGUGGGGAGAUCACGCAACCUGAUCUCUUCAACAACGGCAUGGUAGUUGUUCACGGCCUUCAAGGUUUCGUCUCCCCUCUAUCCCCGUUCUCUUGCGAGGUGGAGAGGAUGACGUCGCUCUCAUUUCCGUUCCAUCCGGAUCACCGUUCCGGUCACGGUCAGCAUCAUCUCCACUCUAACAACGCGGCCGCGCAACCUUCUAUGAUGCGCUUGAUGCUCCGAGACGCGAUGCUCAGACUCCGCAACAACGGCUUCAGCAUCCUCGCCUUGGCGAUGAAGGUUAAGUACGCGGAGCUCGUGACGCUUAACAACAUGACUGUGUUCGCCGUUGACGACAUCUCCAUCUUCUCCGGUUCGCACGCUUACAUCAGUAACGUCAGGUUCCACAUCGUGCCGAACCAUUACCUGUCGAUUGCGGAUCUCGAGAAGCUUCCAGUCGGAACUGCUCUGCCAACGCUGGAACGAGGUCAGCCGCUCAUCAUCACGACCUCCGGCGGAGGAGAGAUGUCGGCACCAAUGAGGAUUAACUACGUGAGGCUUAAGGUUGCGGAUUUGAUCCGCAACGUGAAGAUCGUGGUGCACAGUGUGUAUUUACCGUUUCCCCAUAUCAAUCCUGUGGCUGCUGUUUAUGAUACUAUCGUAGGCGGUGAAGGAGCCUCAGAAGGAGAGAGUGAUGUUUCAGAUUCUGCAGAACAGAUGCCACAUGGAACUUGUUCUGCUCUUGAUGGACGUGGAAGUUGCGUCACUGGUGUGCCUCCAUUGCCUCACGUCAAGGCAAUGGUGGAGAUUGAAGACCACCAUGGCCUGUGAAUAAUUCCAUCCUCAGAUUCACGAUGAGUGAUCUCUGAGUGCAGUUUGUAGUUAGUUCACUCUGUUAUCGCUCUCAUUAGCUUGUGUUAUCUUCCUUUGGUUUGAGCAUAACCUGUGUAUAGUCAUAUAUAGUCAGUCAAUUUGUUGAUUUUGUUCUUCAAUAAAACCUUCACAAACGUUUA
Molecule: messenger RNA, 1635 nt
Organism: Vigna umbellata (rice bean)
Lineage: Eukaryota; Viridiplantae; Streptophyta; Magnoliopsida; Fabales; Fabaceae
Source: RefSeq, a predicted model, not a curated record